AUGGAGGGGUCGGGCUCGUUAGCGCGGCUCCCGGAGGACAUCGAGCGGGAAAUCGUCGCCGCGUACUGCGGCCUCGCGUGUCUACUGCCCGAGGCGCUGGGCCGAAGAAACACCUACAAAGCGUGCUUGGCCGAGCUUGAUUACAUCAGGCACAACGUCCAGGCGGGCACCAGUAUCAAACAGCGAACAUUAAGGGAGUGGGCCGAACGUCCCGUCGCGAAAAAGCCCGACGACGUCAUGUGGCGCCUCGAGCAGUGGCACCGCCAGCGUACCCGUCCACCUCCCAGAAAUUACGCGGCGUUCCGCGGCCUCGCGACCGUGUCUCUACUCGUCGCCUUCCUCAUCCUACAUAGCAUAUUCUAAGUAC
Molecule: messenger RNA, 367 nt
Organism: Pelagomonas calceolata
Lineage: Eukaryota; Pelagophyceae; Pelagomonadales; Pelagomonadaceae
Source: the annotation of a GenBank genome assembly